Trichechus manatus latirostris (Florida manatee) is the source of this 775-nucleotide messenger RNA. It is a transcript of the gene DNAAF19, whose product is annotated as coiled-coil domain containing 103. Gene Ontology annotation, cellular component: outer dynein arm. The transcript has 3 exons. Lineage: Eukaryota; Metazoa; Chordata; Mammalia; Sirenia; Trichechidae. Gene Ontology annotation, biological process: inner dynein arm assembly; epithelial cilium movement involved in extracellular fluid movement; determination of left/right symmetry. The record is from RefSeq and is a predicted model, not a curated record. The coding region runs from base 23 to 775 and encodes 250 amino acids.
UUUACCUUCCCAGGCACAGGCCAUGGAAAGGAAUGACAUCAUUGACUUCAAAGCUUUGGAGAAAGAGCUGCAGGCUGCACUCACCGCUGAUGAGACGUACAAGCAGGAGAAUGCUGCCAAGUUACGGGCAGUGGAACAGAGGGUGACAUCUUAUGAGGAGUUCAGGGGUAUUGUCCUUGCUUCACAUUUGAAACCUCUGGAGCGGAAGGACAAGAUGGGAGGGAAGAAAACCGCACCCUGGAACUGUCACGCUGCUAAGGGAAGGAACUGUCACAGUACUCGGGGAAGCACCUGCCAGGAUGAGGCCACGGAAAUAUUCCAGGUGAAAACACUCUUCCAGCCUGAGACCUCAGCAGAGUUCUACCGUGAUUGGCGGCGACACUUGCGGAGCGGGCCAGAGCGCUACCAGGCCCUGCUGCAGCUCGGGGGCCCAAAGCUGGGCCACCUCUUCCAGGCGGAUGUGGGGUUUGGACUUCUAGGGGAGCUUCUGGUGACACUGGCUGAUCAUGUGAGGCCAGCCGACCGGGUGGCUGUUCUUGGGAUCUUGCACAACCUGGCCAGCACUGGGCGCUUCACCUUGAACCUGAGCCUGCUGAGCCACACAGAGAGGGAGAGCUGCAGAGGCUUGUUUCGGAAGCUGCAGGCCAUGAGUGCCCCUAGACUCACAAAGGAGGGGCUCAGCCAGGAGGAGCAGAGUCUGGAAGAGCAGCCUGGUGGGCCCCAGGAGGAGGAGAGGCUCCUGCAGGAGCUACUGGGGCUAUACCAGGUGAACUGA